Molecule: messenger RNA, 5526 nt
Organism: Ochotona princeps (American pika)
Lineage: Eukaryota; Metazoa; Chordata; Mammalia; Lagomorpha; Ochotonidae
Gene: PHLDB2
Product: pleckstrin homology like domain family B member 2
Exons: 20
Coding region: 540-4529 (1329 amino acids)
Biological process (GO): regulation of microtubule cytoskeleton organization
Cellular component (GO): basal cortex
Source: RefSeq, a predicted model, not a curated record
ACCAGUCGCCCCUUCAUUGAGUCAACCCCCAAGCUGACCGCCUGGCUGGUCAGGAAGGGGGCCGGGGCGCGGGGCCGAACCGCGCGGAGCCCACCACCGCUGCCCGGGGGGAGCGGCGUGCUUGGACAGGCGCACUGGGCGCGCCUUCCAGCUGAGGAGUCAGACACCCGGCGCCGCCGCAGCACCAGGUGAGGAAAAAGCGGCCGUGAAUCGGGAACAGGGAGCCGCGCCGCUUCCCCGCGCCGGGGCGGGUCCCCGGGGGCGCUGCUGCCUCCCCCGCCACCGACUUGGUCGCCGCCUGUUGCGCGGCGGAGAGUUGGGGGCGGAGAGGAGGCAGUGGCGGCGCCGGCCGAGGAGGGGCGCGCUGACUGCGCAGCGCCAGUCCCGGGUGGCCUGCGGGCGCACGGUCGGGGUUGGAGCAGCGGCGGGGCCGGGGCUGGGGCCCGGGUCAGAGGAAGCCGGGGAAAGGGCCGGGCCAGAGGGCGGCGGGGCCGGCGGAGAGCGGUCGCCCGAAGGGAAGAUGAGACGAGUUCGGCAAAAUGAUGGCAGAGCGUAAUCCCAUGCAAAGCCAGCAAGAUUUACAAAAUGGUAGCGUAGAGGAAGGCGUUGCGGUGCAUUCUCUUGAGAGCGACUCCCAAAACGGGAUGGAGAGCCUGGGCCCAAAGAAAUACUCUUCCAGUCUGAGGUUCAAAGCCAACGGGGACUAUUCUGGCUCCUAUCUGACCCUCUCGCAACCUGUGCCUGCCAAGAGAAGCCCUUCUCCUCUGGGCACCAGUGUCAGAAGUAGUCCCUCCGUGGCCAAAAUCCAAGCAAGCAAGCCGUUCUCCUGUGAUGGGACUGACAAAAGUAUGUCCAUGAAACCUCCCACACCUUUACUCAGCACCCCUUCCGGUGCAUACCCCCUGGGGAGAGCUGACUUUGAUCACUUUACUGGGCGGGACAGUGAGAAGUCCUUGAGACUCUCCGAGAAGCCUCCCUAUUCCAAGUAUAGCUCCAGGAAUAAGUCACAUGACAAUGUGUACUUUCUCGGAGGGCUGGAAGGCAGAAAGGCAUCUGGCUCCCUCCUGACCAUGUGGAAUGGCGGUUCCCUGAAUGACAGCGGCCCCUCUCCCAUCAGCAGAUCAGGAGCAGCAAGCAUGCCUUCAAGCCCAAAGCAAGCCAGGAGAAUGAACCUUCAAGACAACCUGACACUGCAGUCCAAGUCAAGCAGACACAGGGAGUUGGCGACCGAAAGCGCUGGUUUACGGACCCGGAAGUAUUCGGGCAGCGGCCUCAGUCACAUGGGAGCCUACAGCCGGUCGCUUCCCAGGUUGUACAAAGCCACGGAGAAUCAGCUGACGCCUCUCAGCUUGCCUCCCAGAAGCUCUCUGGGCAAUUCCAAACGAACGAAACUAGGGGAAAAGGAUCUACCUCAUGGCGUUGUAGACAGCGACAAUUACCUUAACUUUUCCUCUUUAAGCUCAGGAGCCCUCCCCUACAAGUCCUCUGCCUCCGAGGGCCAUCCUUAUGUCAGUUCCACCCUCAGCGUGCCUGCCAGUCCUCGUGUGGCUCGGAAGAUGCUUCUGGCCUCGACCUCCUCCUGCGCUUCUGAUGACUUUGACAGGGCUUCAUUCCCGGGGACCAGUCCCAGCCACUCGAUUCCUCUCGGAGAGCCAGACAGAGUGUUUGUAGCCAGGAGGAACUUCUCUUGUAGCUCUAUGGAGUUGGACGAUGCUGAUUUGGACAGCCUCCGUCAGGCCUCUGGGACGCCCCAGCCUCCCCUUCGGGAACGGAAGAGCAGCAUUAGCUCCAUUUCCGGGCGCGAAGACCUCAUGGACUAUCACCGGCGGCAGAGAGAGGAGAGACUCAGGGAGCAGGAGAUGGAGCGGCUGGAAAGACAGCGUCUGGAGACCAUCCUCAGCCUAUGUGCUGAGUACACAAAGCCCGACAGUCAUUUGUCCACUGGCACCACCGUGGCGGAUGUGCAGAAAAUCAACAAGGAGCUUGACAAGCUGCAACUUUCCGACGAGGAAUCGGUGUUUGAAGAAGCCCUGGCAGCUGCUGACACACGAUACAGGUGCAACCGGAAGGGCUCACACCAUGAUGCAGAGUUGGCUGGCUUCGGAGGCCUCGGUCAGAGCAGUGGUAAUUUCCUUUCCCCCAGAAGCAUCAGAAACGAGGAACUGCUCAGUGAUCUCACCAGGACGCCUCCUCCACCAUCCUCUGCCUUUUUGAAAGCUUCCAGUGAAUCCUCUUACCUAAGCAUCCUCCCAAAGACCCCAGAGGGCAUAAGUGAAGAACAGAGGGCCCAGGAGCUGGCCGCAAUGGAAGAUGCUCGAAUAGUAAUUCUGAACAACCUGGAGGAGCUUGAGCAGAAAAUCAAAGAUAUAAAUGACCAGAUGGAUGAAUCUUCCAGAGAGUUGGAUAUGGAAUGUGCUCUUUUGGAUGGAGAACAGAAAUCUGAAACAGCGGAACUGAUGAAGGAGAAGGAGAUUUUGGAUCAUCUAAACCGGAAGAUUGCCGAACUAGAAAAGAACAUUGUUGGUGAAAAGACCAAGGAGAAGGUAAAGCUUGAUGCUGAAAGGGAAAAACUAGAGAGGCUUCAGGAGCUUUACUCCGAGCAGAAGACCCAGCUGGACAAUUGUCCUGAGUCCAUGAGGGAGCAGUUACAGCAACAACUGAAGAGGGAUGCGGACCUGCUGGAUGUUGAAAGCAAGCACUUUGAAGAUUUGGAAUUCCAGCAGCUUGAGCACGAGAGCCGACUGGAUGAGGAAAAGGAGAACCUGACCCAACAGCUCCUGCGUGAAGUGGCUGAGUAUCAACGAAACAUUGUUACUAGGAAGGAAAAAAUUUCUGCAUUGAAAAAGCAGGCCAAUCACAUUGUCCAGCAGGCUCAGAGGGAGCAAGAUCAUUUUGUGAAAGAGAAGAAUAAUUUAAUAAUGAUGCUGCAAAGAGAAAAGGAGAAUCUGUGCAAUUUGGAAAAGAAAUACUCCAGCCUCUCUGGAGGGAAAGGAUUCCCUGUUAACCCCAAUACUCUAAAAGAGGGCUAUAUCAGUGUAAAUGAAAUUAAUGAGCCAUGUGGCAAUUCCACGAAUCUGUCCCCUUCCACUCAGUUCCCUGCUGAUGCUGAUGCUGGUGCUGAUGCCACUGAGCCUGCCACGGCUGUGCCGGUGAGCCAGCCACGGAGUAAAGAGCAAAGAUCUGCUGUCUGUUCUGGAUUUGUGUUUCCUUCCAUCCUUUCUGCUCAUCCUGUCCCUGAACCUCCAUCAGACCCUUGGCCUGAAGUCGUGACUACAUCUGUCAGUCCUUUCCCUUUAAAUGACACACCUCCUCCUCUACCAGCUAAGAAACACCGAAGGCAGCCACCCCAAGAGCAACAGCACUUUAGAAGUCUGGAAGAAAGGAAAAAACAGCAUAAAGAAGUCCUCUAUCUGAGUGAUACUUUGCCUCGAAAGAAAACCACACCUUCCAUCUCCCCACAUUUCAGCAGUGCUACCAUGGGGAGAAGCACCGCCCCAAAGGCUCAUCUGCCAUUGGGACAGAGCAAUAGCUGCGGCAGCGUGCUUCCCCACUCACUGGCUACCAUGACCAAAGACUCUGAAUCGAGAAGGAUGCUCAGAGGAGCAAUUACUAAUUCCAAAAGUUCAAGUAUCAAAGGUUAUAAUCACCAACAGAUGAGCGAAGGGCAAAGGCAGAAACCCUCUGAAUUUUACAACCGUACAGCAUCUGAAUCAAAUGUCUACUUGAAUAGCUUCCAUUACCCAGAUCACAGCUACAAGGACCAAGCCUUUGAUACCUUGAGCCUCGACAGCUCAGACAGCAUGGAGACGAGCAUCUCUGCCUGCUCACCUGACAACAUUUCAAGUGCCAGCACUUCAAACAUUGCCAGAAUAGAAGAAAUGGAGAGAUUGCUGAAGCAGGCUCAUGCAGAAAAGACAAGGCUGCUGGAAUCCAGGGAACGGGAAAUGGAAGCCAAAAAACGAGCUCUAGAAGAAGAAAAACGACGCAGAGAACUCCUGGAAAAACGACUGCAGGAAGAAACCAGCCAGAGGCAGAAGUUAAUAGAAAAGGAAGUAAAAAUAAGGGAGAAACAAAGAGCACAGGCUCGUCCUCUGACACGCUAUCUGCCUGUCCGGAAGGAAGACUUUGAUUUGCGAAGCCAUGUAGAGACUGCCGGCCACAAUAUCGACACCUGUUACCACGUGUCAAUCACGGAGAAGACCUGCCGCGGAUUCCUCAUCAAAAUGGGUGGGAAAAUUAAAACCUGGAAAAAACGUUGGUUUGUUUUUGACCGAAACAAGCGGACGUUCUCCUACUAUGCAGACAAGCAUGAAGCUAAACUAAAAGGAGUAAUAUACUUUCAAGCCAUUGAAGAGGUGUAUUAUGACCACCUUAAGAAUGCUAAUAAGAGUCCAAAUCCAUUACUUACCUUCAGUGUCAAGACACAUGACAGAAUCUACUACAUGGUGGCCCCAUCCCCAGAAGCUAUGCGGAUCUGGAUGGAUGUCAUAGUUACUGGGGCAGAAGGUUACACUCACUUCCUGUUGUGAACUGAGAAGAGUCUGUUUCAGGGAAAACUGCAGUAAUCUCUUACAAGAAAGAAGUCAUAUCCAAUCCCAACAGACGGACAGAACCGACAGACCAUCCUUGUAGCUGAAUACACUCAGAGAGACCCAAAGACCCGUACGUCUAACUGUAUAUAUUCAGAGCUCCUUUUAUAUUAAUGAGACGUCAUUUAAAAAAAAAAAAAAGGAAAGGGAGUUUUCAUUCAAUGUUUAAUCAUAAAUAUCAAAAGAAACCUGAAGUUUGUAUGAAAAGAAAAACACUAUUUCGAUAAAUAGCAUCACUUAUAGGAGCCUUUUUUGUAAACUUUUUAGAAAUCAGUUGUUGGUUUUGGUGAAAUAAGCUAAAUUGUUUACAGAAUGUCUGUAUAUAUAUACUUGGAAAUGCAGAAUUAUUUUAGCACACAAAUAAUUGGCAUUAACAUUAUUGGAAAUAAGCUGGCUUUUUUUUAAAAAUAGCAUUUAUAAGUAUAAGCAAAUAAGGGCUUGGAGGGAAAUAUGCUCGGGGAAUUUUUUUUUUUUAAGUCCUGCAUCAAAACCAAAGAUUUGGCAUGAAUUCUGUUUAAGACUUGUAGUUUCAAGUUAUGAGCCUCUUUUAGUGUAAUUCUAUUUAAAACCAUCAAAUACCCAGGAAAUUGACUUUGCAAAUGUGACCACAGCUUAAGUUACUGUACAUAUAUGUUAAACCACUUUUUGUGAAAGACAAAAGAACAAAAAGCUGUGCAUUUUAGAAAAGCCAUCUUGGGCAACAGCCAUUGUGCUACAGUGGGCAGGCAGGACUCAGGAACCUGCUCUGCUCAGUGUCUCCGUUCUUGGUUCUAAGAAUAAGGACUCCUUAAUUUCUUUUCAGUUGUCUGCUUUUGUUUUGUUGUGGAGCACACUAGCUAAUUACAGCCUCACAUGACACAACUAUGAAAUCACAGUUUUAUAUUCACCAAAGAACAGACCAAUUAAAAUACUUGUAGAAGUGUAGCUCUAGAAAAAA